Myotis daubentonii (Daubenton's bat) is the source of this 3601-nucleotide messenger RNA. RefSeq names its product dynein axonemal assembly factor 5-like. The record is from RefSeq and is a predicted model, not a curated record. NCBI's taxonomy places the organism in Eukaryota, Metazoa, Chordata, Mammalia, Chiroptera, Vespertilionidae.
AUGCAAGCCACCGCCACUCCAGCUCAGGUUCGGGAAUUCUUACGGGCAGUUGGAUACUGCCGCCUGUGGAUACUGGGGUUCGCGGAGAUUGCUGAAUCUCUGUGCUCAAGUGCUGGGGAGGCGCAGCCGUUAAGCUGGACUGAAGUGGAGCAAUGGGCCUUUGAGGAGCUAAAGAAGGCUCUCGUCUCAGCACCUGCCCUAGCCUUGCCAGACGUCAGGAAGCCCUUUCAUCUUUACGUGAGUGAGGUACAGGGCAUUGCCAAAGGGGUUCUCACCCAGACUCUAUGUCCCUGGAAGAGACCUGUGGCCUAUCUGUCUAAGAGACUAGACCCCGUGGCUGCAGGGUGGCCAGCGUGCCUCUGGGCAGUGGCCGCCACAGCAUUGCUGGUAAAGGAGGCAGAUAAGCUGACUUUGGGCCAGGAACUAGCCCUGACAACACACCCCAUGCUGUGGAAGCCCUCCUUUGAGGCUCUGCAGUAUACCCAGAGAGCCACCCAUAAGCUUGUGCGAGACGCCCUGCCAGUGCCCACCUCGGACCCUGUACAUCCUUUCCAGCCUGGGGACUCGGUGCGGUAUGAGAAAUUGUUAAGGAAAAACUUCCCCUUCAGUCUUCUCCUUGUCCUUAUUUUCAGUGUCUGGAUCAGUAUGGAAUGGGGAGCCGUGGACCUGGGCGGCGCUGCGCUCGCGCCCCACCUGGAGGACGCGGUGUGCGCCCUGCGCUGCGCGCUGCUGGACCCCUUCGCUGCAGUGCGCCGCGAGAGCUGCGAGUGCGCCGCGGGGCUGGCGCGUGCCAUGCCAGACCACUUCCACCUGCAGUCCGAGUCUCUGAUCGGCCCCCUGAUGCAGAGCAUCUCGCACCAGCACUGGAAGGUCCGUGUGGCUGUCAUCGAGGCCACGGGCACGGUCAUCCAGUUCGGCAACGGGAAGUCGGUGGACGACGUGCUCCCUCACUUUGCUCAGCGGCUGUUCAAUGAUGUCCCGCAGGUCCGGCAGGCGGUGACGCGCGUGGUGGGCGGCUGGCUGCUGGCGCUGCGGGACCGGUACUCCUUCUUCCACAAGCUCAUCCCCCUGCUGCUCAGCAGCCUGGACGACGAGAUGCCGCACAUCGUGCAGGAGGCCGCCAGCCUCUGGGCGGAGGCCGGCCUGCAGUGGCAGAAGGAGAAUGAGGAGGACCUCAAGGACAAGCUCGACUUUGCCUCCCCGCGGCCUGCCCAUCACCCCUCGCCAGAGACGCGCCCGGGGCUGGGCUGUCGGGAGCUGGUCUUCAGAAACCUCUCCAAGAUCCUCCCCGCCAUCUGCCACGACAUCAUGGACUGGGUGGCGGGGACCAGGGUGAAGGCCGCGCGGCUGCUGGCGGUGCUGCUGCUGCACGCGGAGGACCACGCCAUGCAGCACCUGGAGGCCCUGCUGCGGACCCUGCUGCUGGCCUGCGCCGACGAAGAGGGCGCCGUGGUCAGCAGCUGUACCAGGUCCGCAGAGCUGAUUGGGACGUUCGUCAGCCCAGAAGUAUUUCUGAAGCUGCUCUGGCCGAUGCUGAAGAAGUCGCCCUCCGCCUCCGGCCUCCUGGUCCUGGCCGCAGUCAUCUGGGGCUGCCCGAGGGAAGCCCUGCGGCCACACCUGAAGGCCAUCACCACGGAGCUGGCCGGGGCACACAUCCGUCAAGGCUCGGAGCACCUGCGCUACGGGGAGAAGCUGCUGCAGUGCGUGCAGGCGCUGGUGUCCACGUGCGGAGAAGAUGGCCGGGGGUGCGGCCUGCAGCUCCUGCAAGUGCUGGUGACCGUGAUGGCGCUCCUGGGGGCCCCAGGCCUCGGCAACCAGCUUCAGGAGACCGAGACCGCGCUGGCCGCGGUGGAGAGCAGUGGCGACAGCCAGGACCUCUACCGCCAGCACGUGGGCCCCCUCCUGGAGUGGCUGGGCGGCUCCCAGCGGGGCUGGACGGCACACUCCCCGGAGCUCCUGCAGUUCAGCGUGCUCGUCGACCACGCAGGCCCUGCCCUCGGAGAAGCGCUGCCCCAACUGGUCCCCGUCCUCCGGAGCUGCCUGCAGCCGGACAGAGACCCCCAGAUGCGCCUGAGGCUCCUCUCCGUCCUGUCCCGGGCGCUGCUGAGCGCAAAGGAGACCGUGGACUCGCAAGGACAGCUGCACCGCUAUCUCGACACCGUGGUCACGGACAUCCUGGUCCCCAACCUGCAGUGGCGCGCGGGGAGGACGGCCGCCGCCAUCCGCACGGCCGCCGUGUCCUGCCUCUGGGCCCUCAUCAGCAGCGAGGUCCUGUCGGCCACACAGGUGGAGGACGUGCGGGAGACGCUGCUGCCCCCGGUCCUGACGGCCCUGGAAGAAGAUUCCCAGAUGACCCGACUGACCUGCUGCCGAAUCGUUAGCGCGUUUUUUAAAUCCUCUGGUGGCGCGAGCGAGCCAGAUAAAUUCAUCAAGAUUUAUCCUGAACUCCUGAAACGGCUGGACGAUGUUUCCACAGAAGUGAGGCUGGCCGCCGCCUCCGCCCUGGCCGUCUGGCUGGAGUGUAUCAGAAAUGACGGUGCUGAGGCCUGUUACCAGCGUGACGUCCAGCACCUGUACAAGGAGCUCCUGGUGUACCUGGACGACCCCGACAGCGCCGUGCAGGACGCAGUCUUGGAGGUGCUCCAGGCGGGCAGCGUCCUGUUCCCCGACCUCCUGGUGCGAGAGACCGAGGCCAUCGUGCACAAGCACGGCUCCCCGACCCGCUGCGAGCAGCUGCUGCAGCACGUGCAGGCCCGGCCACCCGCCCCGUGACAGGGCUCCCGGCAGGGCCGUGGGUGCCACCGCCGCAGGUGGGCACCAGCACCAGCCCUCGUCCCCGCUAGCUGGAGUCAGCGGCCUACACCCCACAGCCCAGGACACGAACAAGAAGACUCUGACAGCAAGAAUGUAUUUCCUAAGGAAAAUGGCAGUGUUGUGGGACGAUGUUUCAAACCCGGCCAUUUCUGAAAUAAGGUUCUCUGAGUGGCUCUGUAUUUUUAUGUCCUGUUUAUAGUUCAUCGAAAGGUCAGCCAAAAGCCUACAGCUCAUUGGACAUUAAAACUAAAUGUCCACUGCACACUGCAGGCAGGCCCGCGCCCGCUGGCCCUCUCUGCGCUCCCUGCACUGCUGGCUCUAAUCCUGCCCCAUCUGCUUCAGUGCCACCAAGGACGUUCCUGACCAGUAAAAGCCAAGGGAUUUGAAGUUUUCAUUCUUUCUUUGGCUUCUGUCUAUUGACAUUUCAGUGAACAGACUUAAAGGAAUUUGAAAUCUUAAGAACUGUUAGUGAAUUUUUCCCAUUUAAAAUAUACUGGAACUUAAAAUGUUUUAUGGGCCAAUUCAGCCAGAAUCUUUCCUUAGGUCAGUGAUGCUAACAGUGUUGAAAAUGGAAGAUUAAUCAGAUUCUCAUUGCUCUCAGGAGCAGGAAAGUAAAUUCUACUUUAUUCUCCAGCACUUUCUACACCCAAGUGCCUCAAAGAUUUCAUUUAAAGUGGUUAUUAUUUCCAUAAGCCAAAUGCAAUGUUUUCUAACAAUCAAAUGUUAACAUUUAUGCUUUGCUGUUUCACUUAAUUAAAAAUAUUUAUUAUAAAAAAAAAAAAGAAAA